AUGUGUCCGUAUUUGGUCUGGCAGGUGUGCGUGCGUGGGAUGCAGGUGCUUCAAAAGCAGACAAAGUUGUGUGAAGACGUUUUCCACAGGAGGAUGCAAGAAGCGGCGAAGAGAGCGGUCGUGGUGUCGGUGAGCAGCUUCGAACCCGGAGUUCCUUUCACCGCAAGGCGCGGCGCCCUCAGAGACGCCAAGCGUAUCCAUCGCAUCCUGUCCAAACUGGACUUCAAGGUGGACCUCCACCAAGACCUGGACAGCCGUCAGAUCUACUCGCUCUUUCGGAAAGAGAGUCGGCGCCCGGUGGCCGAGUGUUUCCUGGCCGUCCUGUCGUCUCACGGCGAGGACGGCUACGUGUUCGGUGCGGAUGGGAAGCCCGUGUCCUUGUCACGGCUGUUCGCCUUCUUCGACAACGCGGACAUGGAGCAGAAGGUCAAAGUGUUCCUCGUUCAGGCCUGCCGAGGCGGCGCCCUGGACGACGGCGUGGUGACCGACUCGGGCGGCGUCGACGAGCCCGCCGAUGACGUCUACUCUCACCUUUCUGUUCCCGUCAACACGCUGGUCAUGUACGCCACCGUGCCAGGCUACGUGGCGUUCAUGAACCCCAUGGGCUCCGUCUUCCUGCAGACCUUCUGCUCCCUCCUGGAGGAGGAGGACCACCGUCGCCUGGAGCUGACCCGUCUGAUGACCCGCCUGUCGCACAGCGUGGCCUACACCUUCCAGGCCAAAGGUCGCCAGUUCGGCGUGAAGAAGGAGAUGCCCUGCUUCCUGACCCGCAUGACCCGGGAGGUGUUUCCUUUCGCUGUUUGGUGA
Nerophis lumbriciformis (worm pipefish) is the source of this 807-nucleotide messenger RNA. Its product is annotated as caspase-7-like. Gene Ontology annotation, biological process: proteolysis. The record is from RefSeq and is a predicted model, not a curated record. Gene Ontology annotation, molecular function: cysteine-type endopeptidase activity. NCBI's taxonomy places the organism in Eukaryota, Metazoa, Chordata, Actinopteri, Syngnathiformes, Syngnathidae.